UAGCCACCAUAGAGGCAGGCAGCAGGUGUUCUGUGGCAGGUGUUCUGUGGGCACAUGUAAAGAGUGCGCAGCGCGCCCGCUCGAGCUAGAGGUACUGUAUAUGCUACCUUGAAAGCAUUAUACAGUAACUAACUCGAGCCACGAAGAGUAGGGCAGCACCGAAGCUGUUGUCAUGCAGUAGUGAUUUCUUUCCUGCUGUCCGUGACGGAGAUAAGUGGUAGGUGUUGUGUGGAUUAGUCGCGGAGCCUGGCCUGGCCAUGGAACACCUGGCGCCGAGCGAGCCGUGUUUGCCUACAACGCUGGCCAUGGGUAAACCGAGGAAGAAGCGCACGGCCGAAGAAGAAGCCGCCUACCGCGAGGCUCGGCGUGCAGCGGACCGUGAGCGUUGUCGUCUACGACGAUUAGAUCCCGUUUACAUGGCCAGUGAAAGAAUCAAGAAGCGACAACGAAGAUUGGACCCGGAGAAGCGACAACGAAGAUUGGACCCGGAGUAUGCAAAGCGAAGGCGCGAGGCAGAAGCGGCACGGAGGCGAAAACAGCGACAAUUGGCCGGUCUAAAGGCCCGCCCUGCUGCCGGCGUUCCACAUCCAAGGUUGCACCGCAACCAGUACACAUCGUGUGAGAAAACCGUGUCCAAAUCAACAGAGGCUAAUAUAGUCCCCAAGAUACACCAUGUAUCGACGCAAAUUGAACACAAGGUUUCUACAACGCCUGCCCACCAGCGAAUGUGCCACAGCCAAUCAAAGGAUAUGCUGCCAUAACAACUUGCCCGACUUUCAACGUAAUGACAAGAGUGCCAACCUCAGCAGAAGCAGUUUCCAGAGAGAGGUAAGCACAGCUGGCCACGGUGACCACUCAAAACUGUGAUGCACAUGCUGCGCAUGAGAGCAGGUACGCAGUUCUCACAUCACAGCACUGCCAGCAUACACGAAGUUGCAGGGACAAAGGAGGAAAUUGCAGUUAGAAGAAGUGCAAGGCACGUGCCAGCAACCAGCAAACUCGAACUUGUGGCGUA
Molecule: messenger RNA, 1015 nt
Organism: Rhipicephalus microplus (southern cattle tick)
Lineage: Eukaryota; Metazoa; Arthropoda; Arachnida; Ixodida; Ixodidae
Source: RefSeq, a predicted model, not a curated record